CCGCCCCUCAGGCCACACCAGUACCGUCUAAACUAAAAUGGGACAACUAGCCCUGUCUGUUGGUCCCCUGAGGCCUCACAGGGUGAAUGUCCAGAAAGCCCUGAUUCUGGCUAGCCCUUACGGUGGAUUUCCUAGACCCCACCCGCUGCAGGAUGCCCAAAGAAGCUGCAAAAUAGGCUCUCUGAAGGGAAGGAUUUCUGCCCCAGCAACAGGUGAUCAGCCUCCAGGAAGGCCAAGGAUUGGCUGGGCUGCAAAGCAUUCAAAGCACAAAAGGGAAACCUCGCAAGGCUUGCUGAAGGGAUCAAGGGAAUCCCCAACACUGUCCAGCAGUGACAAGGACAAGAGACCUCUCUCAGCACAUCCCUUCAAAAAAGAAAAUCCAAUGGAAUAUUGGAGUGUCAUUACCCCCAAACAUGCGGCAGCCCUGUCUUUAGAGGCUUUUCCCCUGGCACUGAGCAAACAGCUGGAAGAAGAGUUAAGUGGAAUGUCCACAGAAAGAGGAAAUAUCUCCGGAAAGCAAGAAGUGGAGCUAGGGAGAGGAGAAGGAAUUCUGAAGAGGAGGGAGGAUUCAGCUACUGCUGUGAGACUGGAAAAUGCUAUGGUUGGUGCUGGGCAAGACACUCCAUCCCCACUGCUUCUGCAAGACUACAGGGCCCAAUCUCAUGGAGGCGCCUAACCCCAGGUGAGGACCAGGUCUGGAUGCUCAGUGAGCAUGUGGGAUCAAAAGGCACCACUGCUGGACUCUCAGUAUACUCCAUCUCCUGUCCAUGUCCCUUAAGAAAAGUUCCUGAGGGCUGGAGAGUUGGCUCAGAGGUUAAGGGCACUGACUGCUUUUCCAGAGGUCCUGAGUUCAAUUCCCAGCAACCACAUGGUGUU
Molecule: messenger RNA, 876 nt
Organism: Cricetulus griseus (Chinese hamster)
Lineage: Eukaryota; Metazoa; Chordata; Mammalia; Rodentia; Cricetidae
Source: RefSeq, a predicted model, not a curated record